Molecule: messenger RNA, 2318 nt
Organism: Musa acuminata subsp. malaccensis (wild Malaysian banana)
Lineage: Eukaryota; Viridiplantae; Streptophyta; Magnoliopsida; Zingiberales; Musaceae
Source: RefSeq, a predicted model, not a curated record
ACCAAAUAUGGAAGCCUCGCGAGGGGAUGAACACGGGGAGACUAUCGAGGGGUGGGGCUGUCGCCGCAGUGAUCAUCGAGCGCCGGAAGUGCUUGAAUCGCGGGUCAAGGUGAUGCUUCAAAUGGAAACAAAAGAGAAGAGGGAAGUAUACAGCUGUGAGUUCAAAUUGAGGGAGAAUCCUCUGAAGAGAAAAGACAAAGUUUAUGUUGGUUGUGGAGCAGGCUUUGGCGGGGAUAGACCACUGGCAGCUCUCAAAUUGCUUCAAACAGUCAAAGAACUUGAUUAUCUUGUGCUUGAAUGUUUGGCAGAGAGGACACUUGCUGAACGCUAUCAACAUAUGAUGGCUGGGGGAAAAGGUUAUGACUCUCGAAUAUCAGAUUGGAUGUCUAUGCUUCUACCUUUGGCUGUAGAAAGAGGAAUUUGUCUAAUUACUAAUAUGGGUGCAGUGGAUCCACUUGGUGCACAGCAAGAAGUUCUGGACAUUGCAAGUAAACUUGGACUAAGUAUUACUACUGCAGCCGUAUAUGAAGUUUGCCAGGAGAAAUCAGCCACGGGAUCUUUGUGUGGCUGGUUCCCCAGUUUCUAUGCUCUGUAUUUUAAGAUAAUGAUCUUCAAUCUGCUCAUAUAUUUUUCAGGGCCUAAUCUUUCGAUAAAAGGAUAUGGUCUGUGGGAAGGGGGCAUAAGUACAUACUUAGGCGCUUCUCCAAUUGUUCAGUGUUUGGAGAGGCACAAACCACAUGUUGUCAUUACUUCCAGGAUUGCUGAUGCUGCACUAUUCUUAGCUCCAAUGGUGUAUGAACUGGGUUGGAACUGGAAUGACUUCAGUCUGCUAGCACAAGGGACCCUAGCUGGCCAUCUUUUAGAGUGUGGUUGUCAACUCACUGGUGGAUAUUUCAUGCAUCCAGGAGACAAGUAUCGAAAAUUAUCUUUGGAACAACUUUUGAAUUUGUCACUUCCUUAUGCUGAGAUUGGUUAUAAAGGAGAAGUAUGUGUAGCCAAGGCAGAAGGUAGCGGAGGACUUCUCGACAACAGUACAUGUGCCCAGCAGCUUCUUUAUGAGGUUGGAGAUCCUAGUUCCUAUAUAACUCCUGAUGUGGUUAUAGAUUUGAGAAAUGUCUACUUCUGCCCAUUAUCGAAUGAUAAAGUUCUCUGCUAUGGGGCAAAGCCUUCUAGUGUUCAAUUUCCUGAUAAGCUUCUGCAAUUGGUUCCAGUGGAUUGUGGAUGGAAAGGCUGGGGAGAGAUAUCGUAUGGAGGAUUUGGAUGUAUAAGACGCGCCGAGGCUGCAGAAUAUCUGGUUAGGUCAUGGGUGGAAGAAGUAUAUCCAGGAAUUGGAGAUUGUAUCAAAUCAUAUAUUGUUGGACAUGAUAGCCUGAAAGCAACUGCAACCCAUGAGGGCAGUUUCUCCAUGGAGCAAAUGGAUAUUAGGCUUCGCAUGGAUGGUUUGUUCAAGUUGAAGGAGCAUGCAGUUUGCUUACUUCAAGAGUUUACAGCUCUCUAUACAAAUGGGCCAGCUGCUGGUGGUGGUAUUUGCACCGGGCACAAGAAGGAAAUAGUUCUUCAGAAGCAACUGGUUGAACGCGAAAACAUUUUCUGGGGAUUUGAAAUAAAGAAAUCAAAGCUUAUAGAUCCAUCCAAGAAGGAAGCUACACAUGAUGGAUCAGAUCCUAUCAACACUGUAAGAGAAGAAAAUAAAGUUCUGCUCAUCUCAACCAGCACCUCUAUCAGUGGUGCGAUAUCCUCAGCACUCACAGCUGCUGCUCCAUCCAACAAGAAGAUUCGUCUCUAUCAAGUCGCCCAUAGCAGGGCUGGGGACAAAGGAAAUGACUUGAACUUCUCCAUCAUCCCUCAUUGUCUGAAAGACAUUAAUAGGCUUAAACAAGUUAUAACAAAAAGUUGGGUCAAAGAUGUGGUUUCACCCCUCCUUGAUUUCUCCUCCUUCCCCAGUGCUGAAGCUAUUGAGCAGAGAAACAAGAAGAUGGAGCAGGUGACAGUCGAAAUUUAUGAGGUCCCAGGCAUCCACUCUCUCAAUGUUGUCACACGGAAUAUUCUUGAUGGUGGCGUUAACUGUUCCCGGAGGAUAGACCGGCAUGGCAAAACUAUAUCUGACCUCAUCCUGUGUCAGGAAGUCGUCUUGCCUCCGUUAACAACUGAUGAUGUAUAGUUUUCAUGUGUGCCUUGUUGAAUCUGUAUUCGCAAAUGCUAGAUUAAAGCAAACCCAUAUCAUUCAAUCUGAAUCUAUCCUUUGCAUCAAAUGGCAAUUUGUGGAAUGAUAACUAUGUGGACUUUGAAAGUAAUUCUCAUUUCUACUUCUUGCUGCA